Cotesia glomerata is the source of this 957-nucleotide messenger RNA. RefSeq lists its product as uncharacterized. Lineage: Eukaryota; Metazoa; Arthropoda; Insecta; Hymenoptera; Braconidae. The record is from RefSeq and is a predicted model, not a curated record. Bases 200 to 871 code for a protein of 223 amino acids. The transcript is spliced from 2 exons.
UAUCGCGAGUGAAAAAAAAAAAGAAUAUGGAGAAAUCCCCGAUAGUAACACACCGUGCAACCCUCGACUACGCGCUAUAUCUUGCGAAGUACAUUGAAAGAAAUUAACUUACAAAAAUAAGCUAUUGAUUCUAAGAAUUAUUUUAUAUUUCAGACUUCUCGGGUUGUUCGAAAUCAACGAAGAGUCGCUUAGUAAGUACAUGGUGAUUACUUUAGUCCGAAUAUUCAAUUGGGCUGUAGUAAUGCUAACUAUUGUGGCGACUGCUGUCGAUUUCUUCAUAAAUAUUGACAACUUUCAAGAAGUGUCUUAUAAUUUGAAUUACAUGUUUCCAUUAUUGAUGGUGGAAUUCAAAUCAGUGGUGAUUUAUCUUCAACAAAAUAAAUUUCGACGACUUAUCGAUGAUAUUUAUGAGCCGAUUUCAUUGUUAAAGUAUUCUUCAGGAUUUAUCCGAUGGAUCAACGUGCAAUUGAUUAUCCUCCAAGCGAAUUUUCGUCAUUGCGAUGAUAUCACCACAUCCCGCGCCAGUCUUUCAGUAUCUCAGCAAAACUACAACAUCAUCCAGGCCUACCGAUUCUUAAAAGUCCCCGAGGAGCAAGAGAAAAUCCGGUCCUUUGUGCCUUUUACUCUCGAAGAAGCUAACGUUGCAGCCGAUUCAUUUCUUCUGAGAUUCCAAACUUGUGUCAUUCAUCAUCGACGGCUCAUCAACAAUCUCAACGACUGCAAUAGCUCUUUCAGCUUUGUAUUGUUUGGACAGAUACUUACAAGUUGUAUCCUUAUCUGCGUUGGACUUUUUACACUUGCUAUGGUGAGUAUUUCUUCAACCUUCUUUACAGAUAACUCCAUAUUUUCUAUCGAAUAUAUUCUUCUUUAGUCGAUACACAAAAAUAAAGUCAACUUCACAGACGUUGUUAUGUUGGGAUGUGGAUUGAUCCAAUUAUUUUACUGGUGCAUCUACGG